AUGCCAUUUGGGUUGUGCAAUGCCCCAGCUACUUUCCAGAGAUGCAUGACCUCCAUUUUUUCAGAUCUGAUAGAGGAGAUGGUAGAAGUCUUCAUGGACGAUUUCUCAGUCUAUGGAGCAUCCUUCUCCUCAUGUUUGUCAAACUUGUGCAGGGUGUUGCAGAGGUGUGAGGAGACAAAUCUAGUACUCAACUGGGAGAAGUGCCAUUUCAUGGUUCGAGAAGGGAUUGUACUUGGACACAAGAUUUCCGAGAAAGGGAUCGAGCUCGAUCGAGCUAAGGUGGAUGUCAUGUUGCAGCUCCUGUUCCCAAGACUGUGA
Molecule: messenger RNA, 318 nt
Organism: Microthlaspi erraticum
Lineage: Eukaryota; Viridiplantae; Streptophyta; Magnoliopsida; Brassicales; Brassicaceae
Source: the annotation of a GenBank genome assembly